CAUAGUAAGUCACGAGCUGUGUUCAUGUGACCCUGUCACGUGAUUUCCGCCGAGUGCAGGAGAACGUUCAAGCACCGGCCGUGUUCAGUGACUCAGGGAACUUCGUCCGCUCAGUUGAUCGACCACCAGUCUGCAGACACCAUGUGGCGUGCAGUCAUCCCGUUUCUGGCUGCCAUCCUGUCAGUCGGUCUGGCCAGACCCCCCCUUAAAACACUUUCCAAUGAGAUGGUGAACCACAUCAAUAAAGUCAACUCCACAUGGAAGGCUGGUCUCAACUUCCAGAAUGUUGACUACAGUUACCUGAGGAGACUGUGUGGUACCAUGCUGAAAGGCCCCAAACUACCAGUAAAGCUCCAGUUCACUGCAGAUGUCCAGCUGCCUGUAGACUUUGAUGCCAGGGUCCAGUGGCCUCAGUGUCCCACACUGAAGGAAGUCAGAGACCAGGGCUCCUGUGGAUCCUGUUGGGCGUUCGGUGCUGCAGAGGCCAUCUCUGAUCGGCUUUGUAUCCAUAGCAACGGCCUGAUGAAUGUUGAGAUUUCUGCUGAGGACCUUCUGUCCUGCUGUGACUCCUGUGGUAUGGGGUGCAAUGGAGGUUAUCCUUCUGCUGCGUGGGAGUUCUGGACCACAGACGGUCUGGUCUCUGGAGGUCUCUAUGACUCCCACAUCGGCUGCCGCCCUUACUCUAUUGCCCCCUGUGAGCACCAUGUGAACGGCAGCAGACCUCCCUGCACUGGAGAGGGGGGUGACACACCUCAGUGUACGAAAAAGUGUGAGGCUGGAUACACACCCGGAUACACCCAGGAUAAACAUUAUGGUAAACUGUCCUACAGCGUGGACGACAGUGAGAAGGAAAUCCAGCUGGAGAUUUAUAAAAACGGCCCAGUAGAGGGAGCCUUUACUGUCUAUGAAGAUUUCCUGCUGUAUAAGACAGGUGUUUAUCAGCAUGUGACCGGAUCUGCCGUGGGGGGGCAUGCCAUCAAAGUACUGGGAUGGGGAGAGGAGAACGGCACCCCCUACUGGCUCUGUGCUAACUCCUGGAACACUGACUGGGGCGACAAUGGAUUCUUUAAAAUCCUGCGUGGAUCAGAUCACUGUGGGAUUGAGUCUGAGAUUGUGGCGGGCAUUCCAAAAGGCCCUUAAAAAUGUAAAAGGUUUUUCAUUACAGUGGUAUUUCAGUCAGCAGAGGGAGCCAUAUUCACAUUAAGGAUUUCAUCUGAGAGAACUUUGCCCAUGUGCUGAAAGGUUAAUUCUAAAGAGGGAAACUGGAAAACGAAUUUCUAUACAAAUGUAUCAGUAGAUCAUUGAUUAUUUUCGAGUUGGUUUUAAUUUCAGUUCAUAGUAAUCAGAACAACACAGUUACAUAAAUUGUUGUAUUUGGUUUUAAACCCAUUUUUAAUACGUAAAUGCAACCAGAUCCUGUUUGCUUGUUUUAUUCCUGGCUUCAUUCAGUUGUUUUUUUUAUUUCCACCACGAUUAUUAGUGGACAAACACAGCGUAAGUGCCUAAUUAUGUAUUAAAUAAUUUUGUUCCUUUGCUUUAGGAAGUGUUAAAUCAUGUGUUUGUAUGCCUGUGCACACCAGAACAUCACUAUUGAAUAAAGUCACUUUGGGUCGAUGCGAAAACGAAAAA
Messenger RNA from Cynoglossus semilaevis (tongue sole), 1629 nucleotides. RefSeq names its product cathepsin Ba (gene ctsba). Gene Ontology annotation, biological process: regulation of catalytic activity; proteolysis. The transcript has 11 exons. The record is from RefSeq and is a predicted model, not a curated record. Lineage: Eukaryota; Metazoa; Chordata; Actinopteri; Pleuronectiformes; Cynoglossidae. The coding region runs from base 142 to 1140 and encodes 332 amino acids. Gene Ontology annotation, molecular function: cysteine-type endopeptidase activity.